Stegodyphus dumicola is the source of this 624-nucleotide messenger RNA. RefSeq names its product zinc finger protein 85-like. NCBI's taxonomy places the organism in Eukaryota, Metazoa, Arthropoda, Arachnida, Araneae, Eresidae. The record is from RefSeq and is a predicted model, not a curated record.
AUGGUCAUUCACCAAGGAGUGAAAUCUCAUAUGUGUGAAGUAUGUAAGAAGCCAUUUAGUAAAUUUAGUCAUUUAAAGGAGCAUAUGCUGAUUCAUACAGGAGAGAAACCUCAUGUGUGUGAAGGGAGUUUAAAUGAGCAUAUGCUCAUUCAUACUGGAAAGAAACCUCAUGUGUGCAAAGCAUGCAAGAUGUCAUUUAGGCAAAAGAUGGGUUUGAAAAUGCAUAUGCGUAUUCACACAGGAGAGAAGCCUCAUAAGUGUGAAGUAUGUAAAAAGUCAUUUAGUCAAAAGGGAGGUUUAAUUGAGCAUAUGAGUAUUCAUACAGGAGAGAAACCGUAUAGGUGUGAAGUAUGUAUGAAAUCAUUUAGAGUAAACAGUUCUUUAAAGAUGCAUAUGUUAAUUCACACUGGAGAGAAACCUCACAUGUGUGAAAUAUGUAAGACCACAUUUAGUCGAAAGUGUAGUUUAAGAAAGCAUAUGCUUAUUCACACCGGAGAAAAACCUCAUGUUUGUGAAGUGUGUGAGCAGUCGUUUAAUGAAAGAUAUAUGUUAAACAGCCAUAUGCGUAUUCACACUGGAGAGAAAACUCAUAUGUGUAAAAAAGAGACCGAUCAAAUAGAAUAG